GGAAGAUUCCUGACCCCGUCACUCAGACUCCGCUCCUCUCGCUUUCUUCCGGGCCGCCAGAGACGCACCUGAGUCGGCGUUUGCGGUCUGCUGGGCAGGCGAUUGCGCUAGCUCAGACUCCAAAUGAAAAUGUUUGAGAACAUUGACUCUACAGCCACAAGAUCUGGCCGGGAUCUCUGGGCUGAAAUCUGUUCCUGCCUGCCAAGCCCUGCCCAAGAAGAUGUUGCCAACAAUUCCUUCUCGGACUCCUUUGUGGAUUCUUACCCUACAGGAGAUGGUCACACUGGGGCAGCAGACCUUGCUGUCCAGCCACCUGUAAAACCCUGGGCUCCCUUGCAGGAUUCAGAAGUGUAUUUAGCAUCUCUAGAGAAGAAGCUAAGAAGAAUUAAAGGUUUAAAUGAAGAAGUGACUUCCAAGGACAUGCUUCAAACCCUGGCCCAAGCCAAGAAGGAAUGCUGGGAACGGUUCCUCCAGGAAAAACUAGCAUCAGAGUUUUUUGUGGAUGGACUUGAUUCUGAUGAGAGCACUCUGGAACAUUUCAAGAGGUGGCUCCAGCCGGAUAAAGUAGCCAUCAGUACAGAGGAGGUCCAGUUUCUCAUCCCCCCAGAGUCACAGGUUGAGAAGCCGGCGGAUGAGGACAAGCCGACAGGAGAACAGUAAAUCGCACACACUCAUGCCAAGCAGCUGCCUGGGGUCCGGGGGGAACAGUGGAGAGCUUGGCGGCAGCCAGGAGAAAUCCAGGGAGGGGAAGAAAGCCCAAACUUCCAUUCUACGGAGCAAACAGCUGCCAGCCCCCGAGGACGUUCUUGGAACUGGCUUGUGUGACGGUCUUGGAUGAAGGGAUGGACCCAGUGCGUGCUGGAUCACAAUGCGGCUUUCCUCUGUGUCCCCCAGCGUGACUGAGCUCUUGCUCAGGUUAGAGGUCUGCAAGGAUGUAGUGAAGAAAAGUGAAAGCACUUGGAGACACUGAAGCCCUUCUGUAUAAAGUAUAACUUAAGUGAGCCAUAUUUUUCCUUGCCUCUGGGUCUUUAAGCCAAUGCCCCAAGCAUUUCCUAGCUCCAGUGUCAGAGCGAGUGGAUCCAAGGGGGGUGAAAUCAGGCCCCUUGAAUUCGAUCCCACUAGGCGCUUCUCUCACAAAUCCGUAGUAAACAGAGGGACGGUGAGGGAAUGGGCUUUUCUUUUGUCUGAUUUGUUCCUUGUGGAGAAAAUGGAAAAAGUGUGAAAAUGUGGGGGUGUUUAUAUCUGCCUAGAUAUAUUUUUUAUUUCAUGCAUGACUUCUCCCCGAAACUUCCUCUUGUACCAGACUCCCAAUUAGACUUGUAAGUGUGGUUCAGUAUUUGAAACUGCUCCUGGAUAGUUCCUAACUUGUUCCCUAUGACAGUUUUCUUGACUGAGCCUGUGCUUUCCUCCUGGUUGGUCAUGUUCUUUUCAUGUGAAAUGUAUGUUGUCUAUAUAAAACUUGUCUUAUCUGAACAA
Jaculus jaculus (lesser Egyptian jerboa) is the source of this 1476-nucleotide messenger RNA. RefSeq names its product coiled-coil domain containing 32 (gene Ccdc32). The transcript has 4 exons. Bases 124 to 660 code for a protein of 178 amino acids. NCBI's taxonomy places the organism in Eukaryota, Metazoa, Chordata, Mammalia, Rodentia, Dipodidae. The record is from RefSeq and is a predicted model, not a curated record. Gene Ontology annotation, biological process: cilium organization.